UCAGGGAGUUGUUUUUAUUAAAACUAACAAAAUAUUUCCUAUUUUUUUCGCGUAAUAUAUUUUGGACGCAUUCAAACUGCGGGGAAGUAAACAUUUCUGUUUCUGUUGACCGUUCAACCGCCAACGAGCGACCGCGGCAAGUCAAGUGGGAACUCUUCGCUGCAAUUAACUUGUGUGGAUUUGUUGCCGUUGCUCGGACUGAGAUCCGGCAGUUUGAGGGUCCGCUGGCUUCACUUUGGACGUGUUUGUUUGUCUCGGAAUACAUCGGCUCGGACACGAAACAAACGCUGGAGUGAUUCAGGUGGCCCCUGCCUUUCACAUCUCACCUGGUGCAUCCCCUCCUCCCCCUAGCCGCCUCUGGAUAAUGAGCGGUUCCCCGUGUUUUUCCCGGUUGAUUUACGGCCCCGCUGCUGGUGGAGCGCAAUAGAGAGACGGCGAGGGGCGCUAAACGGUCCGUGAAGUCGGACGGAGCGUCGCGCUCGAUUUUGUUUGAAGUUAACGACAGUCGGUCCUUCCAAUAACGGCGGAUGGAUUCGUGCCCGUGAUCUGGAGCCCCCCACACCCCCCGUGGCCCAAUCUGAGCCCUUGAAGCGGUUUAAAAAAAAAAAAAAAGGAAACGGUUGCAUCCUCCCGGAGACAACGAUGUUUCCCCAGGGGCGACACCCGGCUCCAGGCCAGCCCUUCAAGUUCACCAUCCCAGAAUCACUGGACCGCAUCAAGGAGGAGUUCCAGUUUCUUCAGGCACAGUACCACAGCCUCAAGAUGGAGUGUGAGAAGCUGGCCAGCGAAAAGACAGAAAUGCAGAGACACUACGUCAUGUACUACGAGAUGUCUUAUGGCCUCAACAUCGAAAUGCACAAACAGACUGAGAUUGCCAAGAGACUAAACACCAUCUGUGCACAAGUCAUUCCUUUCCUCUCACAGGAGCAUCAACAGCAAGUGGUCCAAGCCGUGGAGCGAGCCAAACAGGUGACCAUGGCAGAGCUAAAUGCUGUUAUUGGAGUACGUGGACUACCAGGCCUUCCGCCCACACAGCAGCACCUUAGUGGUGCCCCUGUGCCCCUCACUCCUCACCCUGCUGGCCUCCAUCCCUCUCAGCUCGGUGGUUCGGCUGGUCUCCUGGCUCUAUCAGGAGGACUUGGUGCUCUCCCUCCCCACAUGUUGGGAAAAGAUGUCGGCGAUAAAAAGCCCCACAUGUCCGGGCCAGACGCACACUCAUCAGGACCCGAGCACCUGAGAGAACGAGAGCCUGGCACAAGUCACUCAUUGCUGCCAGAAAGUCUUAGGAAUUCAGAUAAGAGACGCAACGGACCAGAGUUUUCAAACGACACCAAGAAACGCAAGGUUGACGACAAGGACUCGAGCCACUAUGACAGCGACGGGGAGAAGAGUGAUGAUAAUUUAGUGGUGGAUGUUUCAAAUGAGGAUCCAGCCUCACCCCGGGGCACGCCUCUCCCCUCGCCUCGAGAAAAUGGCCUGGAUAAAGCACGUCUUCUCAAGAAAGACCCUUGUAGUCCAGCCUCUACUGCAUCAUCUGCCAGCUCCUCCUCCCUGAAGUCCAAAGAGAUGACGAUGAGAGACAAGGCAGGAACACCUGGGCUCAAGUCGAGCACACCCACCCCGAGAGGUGACUCCACCCCUGGUCCAAGCUCCACUCCUGGAAUCCGUCCCAGUCUAUCAAAACCCCCAUCCAUGGAAAUACCACAUCCACCCACUGCAGGUUUGCGGACCCCCCUGGCUGUACCCGGCCCAUACCCGGGUGCAUUUGGUAUGUUGCCCCAUGCACCAGGGAUGAAUGGGGAUCUGGCCAGUGCAGCCGGAGCUGCGGCCUACGCUGCUGGAUUGCACAACAUGUCACCCCAAAUGAGUGUUGCUGCUGCGGCUGCUGUGGCUGCAUACGGCCGCUCACCUAUGGUUGGUUUUGAUCCUCAUUCUCACAUGCGAGUUCCUGGGAUGACGGGAAUCCCUGGCGGCAAACCUGCUUAUUCUUUUCACGUGGCGGCCGACGGACAGAUGCAGCCAGUACCUUUCCCCCCGGAUGCUUUGGUGGGCCCAGGGAUUCCUCGCCACGCCCGCCAGAUCAACACACUGAACCAUGGGGAGGUGGUGUGCGCCGUUACCAUCAGUAACCCGACCCGACACGUCUACACAGGAGGGAAGGGUUGCGUCAAGGUCUGGGACAUCAGUCACCCGGGAAACAAGAGCCCCGUGUCGCAGCUGGACUGUCUGAACCGAGACAACUACAUCCGCUCCUGUUGUCUACUCCCCGAUGGCCGGACACUGAUUGUGGGAGGUGAGGCGAGCACGUUGUCAAUCUGGGAUUUGGCCACGCCCACUCCCAGGAUUAAGGCAGAGUUAACAUCAUCAGCACCGGCGUGUUACGCUCUGGCCAUUAGCCCGGACUCCAAGGUCUGCUUCUCUUGCUGCAGCGAUGGGAACAUCGCGGUCUGGGAUCUUCACAAUCAGACGCUAGUUAGGCAGUUCCAGGGCCACACAGAUGGAGCCAGCUGUAUUGACAUCUCCAACGAUGGCACCAAGCUGUGGACCGGAGGCCUCGAUAACACCGUGCGCUCCUGGGAUCUGAGAGAGGGACGCCAGCUGCAGCAGCAUGACUUCACAUCACAGAUCUUCUCUCUCGGCUAUUGUCCGACAGGAGAGUGGCUCGCUGUUGGAAUGGAGAGCAGCAACGUCGAGGUCCUUCACGUCACCAAGCCAGACAAGUACCAGCUUCACCUACACGAGAGCUGUGUCCUGUCCCUGCAGUUUGCCUCCUGUGGUAAAUGGUUUGUGAGCACAGGAAAGGAUAACUUACUGAAUGCAUGGAGAACACCCUAUGGAGCCAGUAUAUUCCAGUCUAAAGAAUCCUCUUCGGUGUUAAGUUGUGACAUAUCAGUGGACGACAAAUACAUCGUCACUGGUUCAGGAGACAAGAAGGCCACUGUUUACGAGGUCAUCUACUAAAAAUGGAAAGAAACCAGGACAUUCGUUCCUUCCCACAGAGCAGAUGGGUUUCUAGACAUUUUCAACUGGAGCAAGAAAUCACAAACACCAGUGACCUUGAUGGCCCGUUCUCUUUUUCUGUUCUAUCUGCCGAGGUGACACAGGAAGGAGACACUUUACAUGCACACAUCUGUUGUGAUGUGUUCAUGACUCCAUAUCAGCUGGGAAUUAACUGGAGCAGCUGGAUGUUUGAUGGAAGGAGGCACUAUUUGGAUGUUCUUGUCUGCCACUGCUUCCUGCUACGGACGGCAAGGGAAUCAGUUCCUGGGACCAAACAAUGACUGGCACUGCAUUGUUUUGACUGGGACCGGCUCAUCUGGAGAACACUGCACUGAACACUGGGUUUUAAAACACACUCGAUUCAGUGUUUUGACCCGGGGCAGAGGCCCUCAAAGGAACUCGCAACCAGGUGGUUGAAUAUGUAAACAAAUGUCAGACGGAAAGAGGAGAAUGGGAAAGGAACCUGACGGAAUACUGGAGAGAUGGAGCAGGACACUGAUUGAAGGACAUUUUGUUUUUAAUUUAGUUGCAGACAGACGAUGCUCACUGCCUGUGGAUCUCUCAGUUCUGACCGUAGAACCUCAGCUUGCUCUUCUACACUGAAAAGUACCUUUUCUGUCUUGACAGUAAGUCCUAUACUCAAUCAACUGCACUGUAAUGAUAGCUAUCCACCUUCACACUUAGGACACUCGACCAAUGUAAUAAACACACUGAAGGCCA
This is a messenger RNA of Pseudoliparis swirei, 3720 nucleotides long. RefSeq names its product transducin-like enhancer protein 1. Gene Ontology annotation, cellular component: transcription regulator complex; nucleus. The transcript has 20 exons. Gene Ontology annotation, biological process: negative regulation of canonical Wnt signaling pathway; regulation of DNA-templated transcription. The record is from RefSeq and is a predicted model, not a curated record. Gene Ontology annotation, molecular function: transcription corepressor activity; protein binding. Lineage: Eukaryota; Metazoa; Chordata; Actinopteri; Perciformes; Liparidae. Bases 643 to 2961 code for a protein of 772 amino acids.